AUCUAUAUAUGCAUCUGAUUCCAUCAAAAUCACUCUAGAAUCUUCUCUGCAAAGCUAUAUUUCACCAAGAGAAUGGAGCAGCACCAACCAGUAGCAGCAGCAGCAACGGUGAAAAUGGACACCGUCUUAUCUUGCUUAGAGAAGGACAUGCAACAGAUGACAGACACAAAAGCUAGCAAGAAUAGAAGAAGAUUCAACGACGACCAAAUCAGGUCACUUGAAUUCAUGUUCGAGUCAGAAACCAGACCAGAAUCACAGAUAAAACAGGAGUUGGCUAAGGAGCUUGGUUUACAGCCUCGCCAGGUUGCUAUAUGGUUCCAGAAUAGGAGAGCUAGGUCAAAGACCAGGCAAAUUGAACGGGAUUACAGCAUACUAAAAGAAAACUAUGAAUCUCUACUUUCCAGAUAUGAAUCGUUGAAAAGAGAGCAUCAGUCAUUGCACAACCAGUUGCAAAAAUUGAGGAGUCAGUUGGGGAAGGAUCAUGGAAAUAAAUUCUAUGAAACAAACCCAAUUGAAAACGGCAAUGAUACCAAACAUCAGACUCCACAUGCCAUGUUUCAGCCAAAGGAGAAGCAUAGCAUUCUAAAGGAAAGCAAUGGUAACCUACUUUCAAGUGAAGAUAACCGCAUGGGUGCUGAGAUGAGGAAAGACGAUUGGGUAGUUCUCAAAAUGAUAGAGGCCACGGAUGUUUCCUUAACUUCAACACGGAAUUGGUCAAGCUUUGAGUCUAGUUUUCUUGAUCAGUCAAGUUGUAGUUCAAAUUGGUGGGAACACUGGUAGUUAAAAUUUGAAUAAUAUAAAUAGAGAUGAUAUUUUUCC
Molecule: messenger RNA, 819 nt
Organism: Rubroshorea leprosula
Lineage: Eukaryota; Viridiplantae; Streptophyta; Magnoliopsida; Malvales; Dipterocarpaceae
Source: the annotation of a GenBank genome assembly